Molecule: messenger RNA, 1928 nt
Organism: Halichondria panicea
Lineage: Eukaryota; Metazoa; Porifera; Demospongiae; Suberitida; Halichondriidae
Product: chromatin assembly factor 1 subunit B-like
Exons: 10
Coding region: 59-1780 (573 amino acids)
Biological process (GO): nucleosome assembly; DNA replication-dependent chromatin assembly
Cellular component (GO): CAF-1 complex; nucleus
Molecular function (GO): protein binding
Source: RefSeq, a predicted model, not a curated record
GCAAAUUGCUAACAUCAAGAGGAAUUGAUCGUAGAGUUAGAGCUAGAGCUAGCUAGAGAUGAAGCUUACAACUCCAGAGAUUAUUUGGCAUAAUAAGCAGCCUCUACUCAGUGUAGACUUCCACAGAGGAGCUUCCUGUUUGAGAUUAGCCACUGGAGGAGCUGACAAUGAUGUCAAAAUUUGGAAGGUCUCUAGCGAGGAGGACGGAGAUAGGUUAAGGAUCGUAUUCAUGGCGUCUCUCUCCAGGCACACUAAGGCGGUCAAUGUAGUCCGCUUCUCUCCAAAUGGUGAAUUCCUUGCCUCGGCAGGCGAUGACACCGUUGUUCACAUUUGGAGACUGAAUUCUGAUGACCCAUCGUCUGUGGGUGUCGUAGGUAACCUGGUGAGUGGCUCUAGUGAUGCCUCACCCUCAAAGAACAAAGAGAACUGGAGCGUGGUGAAGCUACUUCGAGGGCACCUGGAGGAUAUAUAUGACAUCUGUUGGUCUCCAGACUCUUUGUGUCUUGUCUCUGGUUCUGUGGACAACUCGGCCAUUGUGUGGGAUGUGAACAAAGGCCAACAGAUAGCAGCAUUGAAGGAGAGCAAGCAGUACAUUCAAGGUGUGGCUUGGGACCCCCUUGGAGAGUACAUCACUACCCUAAGCACAGACAGGAGUCUUCGUGUGUAUUCAAUUGAGCAGAAGUUCAAGUGUGUCCACACCGUAAACAAACUGACUCUGGCAGACUCCAAACAAAUUCGCCUCUGGGUAGAUGAAGUGAACUCGUUUUUUCGUAGACUGACCUUUACCCCUGAUGGAUCCUUCCUCAUAGCACCAGCUGGUAGGUUCGAGAGUGAAGAUAAGGUCUCAAAUGCGUCUUACGUCUUUACCAGAAACAACUUGUCAAAGCCAGUGUUACAGCUCCCUGGCGAGGAGAAGGCGUCUGUGGUAGUCAAGUGCUGCCCAGUUCUGUUUGAGUUGAAGGAGCAACCAAAGGAAGCCACCACUAUCACAAGUCUGUCGUACCGGAUGGUCUAUGCCGUCGCUAACCUGGACUCGGUGUUCUUCUAUGACACACAGCACAUUGCUCCCUUCGCUUACAUAUCAAAAAUCCACUAUUCAGGCAUCACAGAUUUGGCUUGGUCUGAUGAUGGAUUGACACUUGUGGUCGCCUCAUCUGAUUGUUACUGUACCAUUGUCACCUUUGACCCCAAUGAGUUUGGAGUCCCCUUGACCAAUGACAAACUACCUCCAAAUAUGUCCAAUAUUAAAAAGACUCCACAACCCAUCGCUUCGCCUUCUCUACCCGUAACUAAGAAAGCUACGAGCGAAAAUGACAAAGAGACCACUCAGAAUAAAGCUUCUCCAUCCUCGAGCAGCUUACCUCCUCUUGCUGACUCCACAGCUACUACUUCAACAACUGUGAAUGUACUAAAGCCACGACGGAUUCGCCCGACAAUGGUGUCAAGUGUCACCUCUCCCAACGGCAAAGCCACACCCUCCUUAACCACCCCAGUCCAAACCACUACCUCCGACACAGCCACUAGUUUCCCCCCUCCUUCAUCUGUGAGCUCUGAGCUUCAGAAUAGUACCGAGAAAGACGGCGUCGAUACUACACAAAAGUCUAAAGAUGAGCAGCCAGUAAGCUCUUCCUCAAAUGUAGCAGGGUCAAAAGUUCCAAGAAGAAUUAGUCUCACAACUCUCACCACCUACCACCCCAAGAAUCAAUCAGCCACUGUCGACUCUACUCCCAGUGCAAGCAAAGGAGAACUAAAGGACACUGACUGUAUUAUUAUUGAGUAAUUUAGAUCGUGGAUUCAAGAACUCGAUCUCUUUCAUUAUAGUCAUAUAAUUAUUAUACCAUUUUGAAUUCCUUGAUUGCAUAAUAUGCUCACUUUAUUGUACAUGCAUGCACGUUUUAACUUUCAUGACAUAAUUAUGUAAUUAUUGA